AUGAAGUUCUCCAUUGCCACCAUCAUUGCCUGCGCAGCUAUCGCCAAUGCAGCUGCUCUCCCAGCUCCAGCUCCUGCAGCUGCAGUUGGGGAUCCAAAUGCAGUCGUUGCACCCUCAAUUGAGACCCAUUUCAGUGGACAAUUUGAUACCAAUGGAGUAUUGUUCCCCAAGGAGGACAAUGAGACUGAUCAAGCACUCCAAAAGCGUGAGGAGGACAAUGAGACCGAUCAAGUACUUCAAAAGCGUAUAGCACCAUUAGUCAUAAUGGGUACAGCGCUCGCAAUCAAAGGUGUUGGCAUCUUGACAAAGAUUGCUGUUGAAGUUGCUGGUGAUACCCUCAAGAAUCUCAAGAAGUGGAACGAAACACGUGAGGCCUUUACUCAAAAGACUACUCUCGAGAUGUGGAAAAGAAACCCAGAUUACAACAAGUUCCCUGCUGUUGCUUGUUACAACAAAGGUUACCAUCUCCAAAAUCCUAGUGGUCAAGAUGGAAGAGUAUCUGCCAAGCUCUCUCUUGGUCUCCUCAACACUGAUUACGACUGUCUGUUCAUGACUGGAAACAAUGCAUUUUAUACUCACAAGGAAGGUGGAUAUAUCAAUCUUUCCUACAGAUACAAUGGUAACCGUUGCAGUUUCAACAAAGGCAAUGGAGAUUUGACUUGCAGAUAA
Messenger RNA from Sclerotinia sclerotiorum 1980 UF-70, 669 nucleotides. RefSeq lists its product as hypothetical. Lineage: Eukaryota; Fungi; Ascomycota; Leotiomycetes; Helotiales; Sclerotiniaceae. The record is from RefSeq and is a predicted model, not a curated record. The transcript has 5 exons. Bases 1 to 669 code for a protein of 222 amino acids.